AUGUCUGGUAGGGACCGUCCUUCGUGUUCGCCCAUGUCUAUCGGAGUAUUUUAUCCAGUUUUAGAAUCGGAGAUGCUCGAUCCGAUAAGCCUGAAAAGACUCAAAGCACCGUUUUGGAACUUGGCAUGGACAGAGAACACUGAGGGAAACUCAGGGGGCACAUUCGGUUACGUUCCAGAACAUAUCCCAUUUAGCAGGGACGGCCGCCUCAAACCGUGGUCGGCAAUUGGAGCAAAGAACCUAUCUUUGGCCAAUCCAAACCGUACCGGAUUAUACUUUCGCGACGAGAUCCUGAACACCAAUGCCUACCCCUGGAGCACCAUUGGCCGUGUCGAUUUUAAAAGAUUUCAAGGCGAUAAUGGCGGGUGGUGCACUGCUUCCUUAGUUGGGAGCAACCUCAUCCUCACAGCGAGCCACUGCUUUCCCUGGGGAUUCAACCGGACCCGAUGGAUGCGAUUCGUACCGGGGUACAGAUUCGGCAACGAGCCUUAUGGCGGAUCAUUUGUUUCCCGAUGCCGAGGGGUUAAGAACACGUCGAAUGUCACAGGGAUCGACUACAUCGUUUGCCGUCUCUGCGAGCCUUUGGGGAAGAUCGCCGGCUGGAUGGGUACAUCGUGGUGGGAAGAGCCUGGGCAGUACAUGGUACGGACAUGGCGAAGUUCGGGUUACCCAGCCGACUCCCUAGGUGGCCUUACACAAAUGCUUCGCUCAGAUAUCCAUCUCAAUAACGUUGACUUGCACUUCGACAAGGGGAAUGAGCUGGAGUCCGAUAUCUAUGCAUCUGCAGGUUGGUCUGGUGGUCCAAUGUGGGGAUAUAUCGCGGGAGCCCCAAAGAUCGUGGGCGUCUGCAGUGGCAGCGAGAAGGACUGCAGCGAAAGGGUGGAAGGAUGUAAUAGAAUCGAGGACUUCGACGACGAUAACGGACACGAUGUCUCUGCAGGUGGUAGAUUGAUGAGUGACCUGAUUGCCUAUGCCAUGGCCCACUGGGCAGAUAAAUAA
Molecule: messenger RNA, 999 nt
Organism: Rasamsonia emersonii CBS 393.64
Lineage: Eukaryota; Fungi; Ascomycota; Eurotiomycetes; Eurotiales; Trichocomaceae
Exons: 2
Coding region: 1-999 (332 amino acids)
Biological process (GO): proteolysis
Molecular function (GO): serine-type endopeptidase activity
Source: RefSeq, a predicted model, not a curated record